Closterium sp. Yama58-4 is the source of this 1140-nucleotide messenger RNA. The record is from the annotation of a GenBank genome assembly. NCBI's taxonomy places the organism in Eukaryota, Viridiplantae, Streptophyta, Zygnematophyceae, Desmidiales, Closteriaceae.
AUGGCCAGGCCGCGACUCGUCACUGGCGGAUCUCCGCCAAUCGCAAUCGCUGCGCUUGUUCUGCUGACAGCAUUGCUGCUCGCAGUGCCGCGAUCGGCGGCGGACGGCGCGGCGGACUCGGACGUGCUGGAGCUGACGCCUGCGAAUUUCUACGACCACGUGGGAGGCGACUCGGUCGUGUUCGUGAAGUUCUACGCACCCUGGUGCGGGCACUGCCAGCGCCUGGCGCCGGAUUGGGAGAAGGUGGCGACGGCAUUCAAAGACUCUGACGCCAUCCGCAUCGCCAAGGUGGACUGCCAGGCGCACGCGGAGCUGUGCACCAACCACGAGGUCCGCGGAUACCCCACGCUCAAGUGGUUCCCCGCUGCUGGCCAGGGGGGCCCGGAGGACUAUGGAGGAGACAGGAAGGCCAACGUUUUCGUGGAUUUUAUCAACAGUCGACUCGGCACCAAGGGCAGGGUGGAGGCGGAGCAGGAGUCGCGGGUGAUGGAGAUGACCACGUGGGCCUUCCCCUCGGUCAUGCUGGAUGACACCAAGCACCUCUUCACCUACUACUAUGACGCUGCGUGCAAGCCAUGCAGGGAGAUGACAAAGACGGUGGAGAAGCUAGCGAAUAUAUUCAAGGGAGAGGAGAGCAUUGUGUUCGCCAAGGUGGAUGCGGACAACAACGGCAUGCUCGCACACAGGUUUAAGAUCACCGAGUUCCCAUUCUUCAAGUUCUUCACCAAAACCAACAAGUAUGGAGAGGACCUCAAGGGCGACCCCCUGCCCACGCUCACCGACCUCGUGCACUUCGUCAACCAAUGGACCGGCACCACGCAAUCCUCCUACGGGGUGCCUCUGGAUAAGGUGGGGCGGAUUGCUGAGCUGGAUGCGAUGGCGGGAAGUUUCCUGGAAGCGUCGGAGGCGGAGAAGCAGCAGUUGAUGGAGCGGGCGAUGGGAGUGGUGGUGGCACCUGAGCUGGAGGAGCACGGGGUGUUUUAUCAGAAAGUGAUGAAGAACAUAGUAGAGCAGGGCGAGGAGUAUGUGAGCAAGGAGCAUGCUCGCCUCUCCAAGCUGCUCGCAGGGUCCCUCAAGCCCACCAAGGUGGAGAAGCUGUCAGCUCAUCGCAACAUUCUGGAAGCAUUCCGCAAGCCGUGA